Messenger RNA from Orbilia oligospora ATCC 24927, 3939 nucleotides. RefSeq lists its product as uncharacterized. Lineage: Eukaryota; Fungi; Ascomycota; Orbiliomycetes; Orbiliales; Orbiliaceae. Bases 1 to 3939 code for a protein of 1312 amino acids. The record is from RefSeq and is a predicted model, not a curated record. The transcript has a single exon.
AUGUCGCUCGCCAAAGUCAGAAAGACUGUCUUCAAUCCUCUCCUUCAAACGGAAGAGGAUGUUUCGGAUUAUUUGCGGUCACUUCCCAACCCCAAUGGCACGGCUCACCCUUUCCUCGAGUCACUUUUCCUCCUCGAGAACGAUGAAAUCCAGAACAUCAACAUCUCGGACAAGAGUGAAGAUUAUUUCUUCUCCGCCACUGACCUGAACACCCUGUCUGAAACCAUUACUACAAGGAUAGAAAUGUUCAAUGCCUUGGAAGCCUUCAAGGAUUAUCAGAUCAUUUCACUCGUAAACCCUUACCUUGAAGUUCCUUUCGUGGCGGGGCAGAUGUCGAUUGUCGUUUUGUCUGUCCGAAUGCCGACAUACUACGACUUCUGUCUAGGAAAGGCUGAUGGGUCUAUGGUGCUGUACUGUAAUAGAACGCAGUAUUCUCUUCCGGGUAUCGAACACUCCGGCGAUAUAAAUGAAGGCACAACUCUUCUCCAUCACAUUGUAUUCAAAGAAGAAAUGGAAGAGGAACCCUUUGCAUUAUUUGUAUCCGGCUAUAGCAGCACUGCCUUGUACAGAUUCAAGGAACAGAACCCAGCUGUUACGAUUUGCGACCACCAUGCGAAGAUUAUGUAUGUUGUGCCUGUUCCGUUGGACCAAGCCACUAUUGGUGAUGCAACCAUCUGUGUUCCAGUUGUUGGAAGAAGGCGCGGCGACAAAGUCUGCUAUUCAGUUUUGCCAACAGCGGUCACCUCGAAUCAGGUUGCCAGUGGAUCAAAUCUUGGAGGGGACACCCUCACUCGGGCGAUUGCCAGAGAGCCGCCUGCGCCCGCGCCACCACAAACCGGAACUCAGGAAUCGGGAACAGCUCAGAAGCAUGAAAAGAAGAAGUCUAAGAUAGACGAUACUGCGAUAGAAAAUUUAACGAUCGUGGAAGUUGAUACAGAGAAACCGUUAUUCGUAACUGAAGAAGGUUGCAAGUUCCCAGAAUGUGCAAAGGGCAAGGGUGGGAACUAUAUCACAUACUUCCAGGGUAUCACCGUUCACUCUGAGGAGCCGGCUGAUGUUGAUACCAGUGACAAAAAAGUUGUCCUUCCAUGUGUAUUGGGCAAUCCUCUAGAAGGGUCCAUGAUCUUGGCUCUCGGAAAACCUUUCAAGGGUGCAAAGGUCAACUAUCCGCAAUAUAAGCGGCUCUUUGACAAGGCUCCACUUGUUGUCUUGACAGUUUCUGAUCGUAUGACUGAUCAAGCUCGUGUGCUCAAUCCGGAUAUUCGAUGUAAUGGGUUAUUCAUUGUUCAAACCACUACUCCAUUACCAUCACAGAAUACGGUCUCAGUCGAAGACAUCCUGAAUGACAUUAAAGUCAAUGCCAUCACCUCACUGGCAGGCCCUCAAUCAAUAAUUGUCAUUCAGCUCGGCGACAGAUAUUACUUUUAUAGAGGUAUCAGAUGGACUGGCAUUUUCGAGGAAAUCCCCAAGUUUGGCGAAGACAUCACGGAGGCCAUCGAGGAAAUCAUCGUAUCUUCAUCUGCCCGAGCUCUGUUGGAUAUGCCGAGUGAUGCUCCAAGACAGCCGUGGACCAAUAUUGUUUCUAUUGAAGGCGACACAAAGGUUUACUUCAGAGGCGCUGUAUGCUCCACCGAUGACCUAUACACCAAUUUCACUUCAUUGAAGGUUGAGGAACUCGAACAAUUCAAACCGGAUAUCUUGGAUACCCUCGCACAGGCACAAGUUGUUUUAUCACCAAAGGAACUACCAGCGUUCACUUCCAAAUUACAGAAUUCUCUCAAGGGAAUGAUGGAUCAGCUUAUUGCUCCUGCCAAGAAAGAGUACAUUGACCAUCUCCUUGCCUCGGGAGGGAAAGACCGUGAUCCCAAGCUUAUGGAGAAGUACCGUCGAGCUGAAAAGCAAGCUAAGGUCGCCUUUCAAUGGCUCAUAGAUGCCCUAGGUGCUCUUGUCUCCUCUCGUAUCUCCUCAACUCGCAAGUACGAUCUCAAACAGAUGAUCCGAAAGCAAAAGAUUCUCGAUAACGUUGCGGCGAGCAAGGAUAUGACAUACGAAAGUCUUGCUUCUCUUCUCGAAGAACACUGUUCAGAUAUAGGAAUGGUUAUCGCCAAUGUAGAAGAAGAGGAAUUCAAGACCUUGCUUGGCAAAGUCAAGGAGUCCACUCUCCUACCACAUCUACAGCAAAUCACCAACAGGGAAUCGAAUGUCUGUAGCCUUGAUGACAGAGUUCAGUAUCUCAGCGGCCUAGAUUCCGGAAUCAUUCUCCCAAUGUCACAGGAUGGCCAUGUAGGACCGUUGGCUAGGAACAAAGGUGAACUAGCACUUAGUUUCCCCUACGGGGUCUCAAAGAACGAAUCCGGCUCCGCUUUCGCUUUCGCCUGCUUCGAUCAAUUCAUCAACAUUAAGCACCCUUACAGCCAAUUCUGGGUAGAACUAUGCAACCUACAUCACGUCUCGAUGUUCAGAAUCCUCCAAAGAGGAACAGUUACAUCAGCCAUACAGUCUAGAGAGUUUCAAAUCCCACCAGCAAGUAAAGAUCUUGGUUUCCUACUAGCAUACGCUCUUACAGAUGCUAUGAAGAGUCUUGCGGCCACCCGCUCUGGUAUCCCCAAAGAAGCAAAGUUUGGAGAAGAAGUUGAUACGACUACCAAGAUGAUGAGGGGCCUAUUCGGAUAUCUGAUGACUAUGUUGGCAGCAGGCGUUCAGCCGAUGAGUAUGGCAUGGCAGAUGUUGUCGAAGACCACAACAUUAGAGGCACCACCCAAAGAAGAAUUUUGGCUUUACGCCAGGAUUAUCGAAUUGUUCCCAUACACAGCCUGGCCGCAAGCACAGUUCAAGAAGAAUGUGAGGCUGUUGGUUGCCAGACUGUUGAGGAAGCAAGUUACAGACCCUGUGACGAAGUUACUGAGAGAGAGUAUGAAUGAGAUGAAGCAGGAUGAGAUUCGAGAUCGUAUUGCGAAGAGGAACGUGGUUUUGAAGUGGAGUGAAGUUGCGUUGGAAAUUUUGAGUAAACUGCUACUCGGGGAUUUCAAAGGGAAGGAUGAAGUUGUAAAGGGCAUUGCGGACAGGAUGGUUGCUUUGGUGCCAAAGGAGGAAUACUCGAAGAGGAAGGGGAAGAGGGGGUUGGAUCGAGUGAUGAGGGCCUUUAAAAGACUGAAAGAGACCGGUGAUAUCACAAAGGUGGAUAUUGAGACAAGGAAAGCAGCUGCACAACUGUAUGCCAAGCGAGCGGCCUCGUUGAAAGAGCUGAAGGGAAAACUGUGGGAAGCAGCGGAGAGUGGUUUUACAGAAGCGGAGAAGGUUUAUCAGCAAUUGCAAGAGAAGGCACAAGAGAUUGCAAGGAGAUUUAAUGUUGAAAAGGUGGAGAUUCAAAACAGGAAGAAUAUUGCGACAAUUCUUGAGAAAUUAAAGGCGGGAGAGGAACUAGAGAAAAAGACCAUCUUAUCGCUCUUGAAGUGCGAUGCAGAGAUUUAUAGAGACCCGUGGAUGGUUGGAAAGCCACAGGAGCCGGAACCAAGUAAGAUGUAUUUGGCACACUACAUCAUGACGGAGGAAGUCGUCGAGAUGGACGAGACUAAGAGUCAGGAAGUGAUCUCGGAGAAACCCAAGAGCUUGGAUCAAAGACUCUCUUCGCUCCACGGCGGAGAAAAGGCUGGGAAAUUGGCACUUGUGGUCGCCCAGUUGAAGACUGUUGAAGAGUUUCUCAAGAUUUCGAAGCUACCAGGGGAGGACUUCAUGGUUAUGUUCAGAUUUUCUAAUGGGAAUACUGAGGAGGAAGUUGAGACUUUGAAGAAGGCUCUUGUGGAGUAUCUAGAAGGCUGGGGAGAUGUAGUUGCAGCUGAAGGGAGGGUUAUGAAUAUGCUCAGGGGACCGAAGGGUCACGGCGAAGAUAAGGAGAUCGCAGAAGUCGAUGCGAAAGCCGGGGUUGAGACGUCACCUUAG